Momordica charantia (bitter melon) is the source of this 749-nucleotide messenger RNA. Its product is annotated as transcription initiation factor IIA gamma chain / TFIIA-gamma (TFIIA-S). The record is from RefSeq and is a predicted model, not a curated record. Gene Ontology annotation, cellular component: transcription factor TFIIA complex. Gene Ontology annotation, biological process: transcription initiation at RNA polymerase II promoter. NCBI's taxonomy places the organism in Eukaryota, Viridiplantae, Streptophyta, Magnoliopsida, Cucurbitales, Cucurbitaceae.
UUCUUCGCUCGCGAAAAGCUUUGGAGCUAACGUUAACCCAGUUAGAAUCAAGAAACCAGAAGCAUCACAAACUCACCACCAAUCUGUAGCUUCAAUUCCUUCCUUAUCUUGUUUUCGAAGCAGAAUGGCGACGUUUGAACUGUACCGCAGAUCGACGAUCGGAAUGUGUUUGACUGAAACUUUGGACGAAAUGGUUCAGAAUGGUACUCUUAGUCCUGAGCUUGCUAUUCAGGUUCUUGUCCAGUUCGAUAAGUCCAUGACUGAGGCUCUGGAAUCACAGGUGAAAAGCAAGGUGUCUAUCAAGGGACAUUUGCACACCUAUCGAUUCUGCGACAACGUUUGGACCUUCAUUUUGCAGGAUGCAACAUUUAAGAACGAGGAUUCCCAAGAGAAUGUUGGGAGAAUUAAAAUAGUAGCAUGUGACUCGAAGUUACUCUCACAAUGAUGAGCUUUCAGACAAAAUUUGCAUAAUUAUUUGCUGAUGGACAAGGGGAAUUGUUGCGAGGAAGAAAUAGCAAUCCAUGUCAUUGUUUGAAAGUCGCAAAGAUUCAAACGUGAUUCUGUAAAGUCAUCGAUCUGAACAGCAGAAAGUUAGUUUCUCGCACAUUGACGUUACAUUUGACUGUAAAUUGGCUUCUGAGGCUGAUUCCAUGACAAUUAUACGAACCUUUUAGUUUAAUGAUAAUAAAACAUGAUGUAUCUGUUCUAAUAUUAUCACUUUCUAGUCUUAAUUUGUACUACUAUCUCUA